Molecule: messenger RNA, 1074 nt
Organism: Penicillium macrosclerotiorum
Lineage: Eukaryota; Fungi; Ascomycota; Eurotiomycetes; Eurotiales; Aspergillaceae
Exons: 3
Coding region: 1-1074 (357 amino acids)
Biological process (GO): Golgi organization
Cellular component (GO): Golgi apparatus
Molecular function (GO): protein binding
Source: RefSeq, a predicted model, not a curated record
AUGUUUGGUGCGCUUAACCGGUUCAUCGGCCGACUGGAUGGUGAGCCCGCCCAGCAGCCUCGGAAUGGACCGAGCGACAAUGCCUUUGGAUUCCAGGUGCUUCGCAACAAAGACGCCGAGCUCCCCUUAGAGCCAUGGUUUGAUUUCAUUGUGGGAAUUAAUGGACAUACUAUUGAGGACCCAGACCCAACCCUGUUUGCGACAGAGGUGCGCAACUGCGCCGGAUCAAGCCUGACACUCGAAGUCUGGAGCGCAAAGGGACAACGGACACAUACCGUCUCAAUUCCUGUACCAACAACAAAUCCGUCUCUUGGUCUCGCUUUGCAGCUCGCCCCCCUUUCCUCCACACAAAACAUUUGGCAUGUCCUCGGCAUUCCGUCACCACUGAGCCCAGCCUACCGAGCGGGUCUUCUUCCACACUCGGACUACAUUAUCGGAACUCCAAGUGGAACAUUACGAGGGGAGUCUGCCCUCGGGGAGCUGGUAGAGGACCACCUUGAUCGCACAUUGAUCCUCUGGGUAUACAAUAGCGAGUUCGAUGUAGUACGAGAAGUCGAGAUCGUCCCUACGAGAGGCUGGGGCGGUGAAGGUGCUGUUGGUGCAGAGCUAGGGUUUGGCGCUUUGCACCGAUUGCCAAUUGGAUUGGGUGAAGAGGUUGAAGGACCGGGCGAGGUUGUCUUUGAAACCCGAGAAGAUGGGACUUCCGGACAAACUCCAGAUCCCAAUGCCGUCGCCCCGAGCUUUGGAGCACCUUCAAGCUUUCUUGUACCGGCCAAUAUGGCCUCGCCUCCUCCUCUGGCCGCACAAACUCGAGUUGUUUCGCCAGGAGGAAUAUCACCGUCCAACCGUCGCGGAGCAAAGCCGCGGCAUGGAGUUUCCCCUAAUCGGACAUUUGAUGAUUACUUUGCCGAAGGUGAACAGAAAAGCCGGGAACAAGACUUCGCGCCUUCACGGAAAGGAACCCCUCUUCCCCCGCCGCCUAAAGCAGGCGUCUCACCGGUCCAUGAAGACAAUCCAGCCUCCGCAGUAUCAGAGCCAGUGGAGGGAGAGCCAGGACCGGCGGAGGAAUCAUAA